Molecule: messenger RNA, 845 nt
Organism: Sinocyclocheilus grahami
Lineage: Eukaryota; Metazoa; Chordata; Actinopteri; Cypriniformes; Cyprinidae
Gene: atp1b3b
Product: ATPase Na+/K+ transporting subunit beta 3b
Exons: 5
Coding region: 201-830 (209 amino acids)
Biological process (GO): intracellular sodium ion homeostasis; intracellular potassium ion homeostasis; sodium ion export across plasma membrane
Cellular component (GO): sodium:potassium-exchanging ATPase complex
Molecular function (GO): ATPase activator activity
Source: RefSeq, a predicted model, not a curated record
CACUUGGAUGCGGCUCCACUGCGCGUGCGCCCGAGCGCUUUAAACGCCGCUAGUGGAGAGCGCGAGCCGCGGACUGCUGCAGUCUGGAGCCGCGCGGAAAGACUGCACACCUCGAUUAUUUCAUAGCGCCUAGGUGGCGAGCCCGAAUCAGCGCUUUCUUUGAUUUGUCCUCAAACUGGUUUAUUCAUCUUAUUCGCGCCAUGGCCAACAAAGAGGAGAAAGCUGACGAGAAACAGUCGAGUUGGAAAGAUUUUAUCUACAACCCUCGGACUGGGGAAUUCAUCGGGCGCACCGCGAGCAGCUGGGCUCUUAUAUUCCUCUUUUAUCUGGUCUUCUAUGGCUUCCUGGCGGGAAUGUUCAGUCUCACCAUGUGGGUGAUGCUGCAGACGCUGGAUGAGCACACUCCCACAUACAGGGACCGAGUGGCCAAUCCAGGGUUGAUGAUCAGGCCGAAGUCCUUGGAAAUUCAAUUUAACCGAUCGAUUCCCCAGCAAUACAUCAAGUAUGUGCAGCACCUGGAGUCGUUCCUGGAGCCGUACAAUGACUCUCUGCAGGAGGCGAACAAGCCCUGUCCCGAUGGUAUGUACUUUGAGCAAGACAAUGUUGAGGAGAAGGCGGCUUGCCAGUUCAAGAGAAGUGAGCUACGACAGUGCUCUGGACUGGCUGAUAGCAAUUUUGGUUAUUCCGAGGGUCAGCCAUGCAUCCUAGUCAAGAUGAAUCGAGUGAUUGGGCUUAGGCCACGAGGAGACCCACAUAUCAACUGCAAAGUCAAGGUAAUUCCCAAAUCACACUUUGUGUUACUAGCUUCAGAGUGUUCGAUGUCAGGAUGAGUGUGACAUGAUGGA